Molecule: messenger RNA, 1060 nt
Organism: Sapajus apella (tufted capuchin)
Lineage: Eukaryota; Metazoa; Chordata; Mammalia; Primates; Cebidae
Gene: SMIM19
Product: small integral membrane protein 19
Exons: 4
Coding region: 342-665 (107 amino acids)
Source: RefSeq, a predicted model, not a curated record
CUGCCCGCCCCCAAUCCCGCGCGGUGCCCGACGCUCCGAGCACCUGCUUGUCCCGAGCGCGGAGCCCCUCAGCUUCGCGGGGAGCAGCCAGGCGCCCGCUUCCGGAAGCGCGCACGGGCCAGUCGCUUCGGCCCAUCUGCCAGGGCGGCUAGGGCUCAGCGGGAGGGUUGAGGCUGAAUCACGCGCAGCCUGCGGGCGGCAGAAACGUCCCAGAGCCUAGCCGCCCCGGGCCCGGGCCGCUUCCUGGGAGAGGAUUGCAUCUUCUCUCCGCUCCACUUGACUUUCUUCCGGCAGGAGCGGGUCUCUCAGGAUCGGGCCAUAAGCUGGAAGAGUUCAGCCCCAUGGCUGGGGGUUAUGGAGUGAUGGGUGACGAUGGUUCUAUUGAUUAUACUGUUCACGAAGCCUGGAAUGAAGCCACCAACGUUUACUUGAUAGUUAUCCUUGUUAGCUUCGGUCUCUUCAUGUAUGCCAAAAGGAACAAAAGGAGAAUUAUGAGGAUAUUCAGCGUGCCACCUACAGAAGAAACUUUGUCAGAGCCCAACUUCUAUGACACGAUAAGCAAGAUUCGUUUAAGACAACAACUGGAAAUGUAUUCCAUUUCAAGGAAGUACGACUGUCAGCAACCACAAAACCAGGCUGACAGUGUGCAGCUCUCGUUGGAAUGAAACCUCAGAAAAUGAGCAACAUAAGUAAUUGUUGCAAGCUCCUAAUUCUUUCUACUAAAUCAUGAACAGCUUUAAAAACAACUUCUGUCUGCAUAAAAUUAUUUUACUUGUGACUUUUUCCCAACGGUUUGUGCGUUUUGCUUUUUUAAAUUGCAUCUCCAAGUCAUUGUUAGGUAAAUACAGAUGGCUCAGAAGACCUUGAUACAGAAAGCCUGCACAUAUCAAGGAUCUAUGUAACCAGUGAUGGUGACUUCACCUUGCAAAGACCUCUGAUUCCUUCAGGAUACAAUCAGAAAUAAAAACAUAUCUUGGGAAGCGGGAAUCCUGGAGUUUAUGCCACUGUGAUUAGAACAUUUUGCAAUAUUAAAAAAUAAAAAUGCAGCCAUUGGAAUAAC